AUGUAUCGACUAUUAAAUACAGUUCGAUUAUUGCCAUCUUCAAUUAUUGUUCGAUUGAAUUCAACAUAUAAAAUUCCUGUACAAAAUAUAACAAAUAUUGACGAUGAAAAUGACGAGGAUGAUAAUCUAAGUUUAAAUAAAACUCGGCCACCUAAAGAUCUUAUAUUUGCUGAUUCAAAAUCAUCUCGAUUUAAAGAAAAAAAUCCUCGCAAACAAAAACAAUGGUUAAAAGAACUUGAACAAAAACAUAUUGUUCCUAAAACACCUUUAUCAUCAUUUGCGAAAGAAACUAAUACAAAAGCAGAAAAUAAAAUCAUUCAAGAUAGAUAUGUAACACCUGAUGGAAUCAUACGGGAAGAUAAUUUUCCAAUUAAUUUCGAUACAGAACUCGAUGAAAAUGAUGAAGAAAAAGAACCUGAUGAACCUAAACCUUUAGCCGUCGGUGGUCGCCGAUAUCCCAUAUGGUUCUAUGCAGGCAAAUUAAAACAUUUAGCAUCAGAAAAUAAAGUUCAAGCAACACUUGAUUAUUUUUAUAAAGAAAUGAUGGAUAAAGAACGAGUUGCUCCGAAUUUAUUUUGUUAUCAAGUUGUGAUUGGUGUAUGUGCACGAAAUGGCUAUUUAACACAAGCCUUUAAUCUCUACCGUGAAAUGAAAGAUCGUGGUUUUACAACCGUAGAUUCUCGAAAGAUGACCAAAAUCUUUACAUUGUUAGCUACUGCGUGUUAUCGUGCAUCAGAUAGUAAAAUGGCUAUUGAAAGAUUUCGUAUUGAAUAUCGAACAUUUAAUUCAUUGAUAGCUGCUUUUGGAAAACAUGGCCAUGUGAAAAUGGCAUUUCAAUUAGCUGAUGAAAUGGUGGAAGUUGGUUUUAUACCAAAUGAAGAUACAUAUGUAUCAUUAUUGAUUGCAUGCAGCGCAGAAAAAACGACUGGGUUUAAAUACGCUAUAGAAAUUUGGCGUCGAAUGCUUGCGUUUGGUGUUAAACCAAAUCCAUUUCAUUUUGGCCUAUUACUGAAUAUAACGCAUAAUUGUGGAUUAGGUUCACCAACAUCGUUGCAUGAUUUACUUUUUCCAUCUGAGCCUUUACAGUUUCUUUUUGAUGAAGCUGAGACUACAGAUAUUCAACAAAAACUACAUCAAGGACCAUCAUUUCUUUCAUCAAUGGAUAUAUCUGACCGAGAAUCUUUAUCUACGAUUUCUAAUACAAAUGAUGAAAAUCAACAUCAAUUAAUUUCUUCGGAAAUAAUAGAAUGUCAAGAUAAAUCAAGAUCAUCAGAAUUAACCUCAGAAUGGUGGCAAGAUCCAGAAGAUAUUCGAAUGGGACAUCUAUUAAAAAAUCAUCUUAGUCCAUUUAAUAAUGCAAGUGUCCUCAAACCAAAUAUGUCCUACAAAGAACCAAAUCUUGUUAGUCUUCGAAUGCCCAAUUCGCCAGCAGAAAGACUUAUGCUAUUAGGUGGUAUUCCAGGUGUUUUAAAACAUAUGCAGGAAUGUAAUGUAUUACCUAAUCAUAUCAUUUUCAAUAGUUUUCUUAAUGUUAUUCCACAGUUGUCAGAUCAUGAACAAGCACUUAUACAUAUUUCAAAUAUCUGCCAAGUCAAACCUAACAUUCAAUUCUAUAAUGCACUCAUUCUUCGCCGAUUGCAACGACGCUCAAAACAGGAAGCAUUGCAAGUGUUGGAUCUUAUGCGUGAGGAGUGUCUUUCGCCCGAUGAAUAUACAUUUUCAGCUUUAGCUAAAGGAUGCGAAAAUAGACAGGACGCUGAACAACUUCUAAAUGAAAUGACAGAGCUCAAUUUAAAACCGAAUCAAAAAGUUCUCGAAGCGAUGCUUAGAAAUGCAUUUUAUCGUACCAACUUUCCAUUACUUUCAUUGAUUUGUGAAUCAUAUAAAACAUAUAAUUUAGCAGUGAACAAAGGAUUUCUUGAACGAAUAGAGAAAUUUUUAUUAGACAUUCGUUCGAAAAUACUAGCGAUGGAACAUGCCAAUGUGGAUAACGAGCAAUAUCGUUUGUUAAGUUCAUCAUACAAUCGUUUUCAAAAGUUCUAUAACAGAUGGCUCAGUGAAGUGUCAUAUGCAAAGCGUUUUGAUCAGAAAGUAUCUUUUGUUUAUGAUAAACCAGAUUUGAAAAAAUAA
Rotaria socialis is the source of this 2130-nucleotide messenger RNA. The record is from the annotation of a GenBank genome assembly. Lineage: Eukaryota; Metazoa; Rotifera; Eurotatoria; Philodinida; Philodinidae.